GGGCGAGGGCGAACGGCUGCUGCGCGCGGCGUCUCCGUCACCUAGGGUCGUGCGGGUCGCGUUCCAGGGCAUGGGCGACAAGUAUGCUGCUCUGCGGAGGGCCCGGCUGCAUCUGGAUUUUAUCCACGCCAACUCCACCACUCACAGUUUUCUGUUUGGAGCACUGGCUGAAUUGCUGGACAAUGCAAGAGAUGCAGGGGCUGCAAGACUUGAUGUGUUUUCAGUGGAUAAUGAAAACCUGCAGGGUGGAUUUAUGUUGUGCUUCCUGGAUGAUGGAUGUGGUAUGAGCCCUGAGGAAGCUUCAGAUAUCAUUUACUUUGGAACAUCCAAGAAACGGUUAUCGACCUUGAAGUUUAUUGGGCAAUAUGGCAAUGGUCUUAAAAGUGGAUCCAUGAGGAUUGGAAAAGACUUUAUUCUUUUUACAAAAAAGGAGGAAACGAUGACCUGUGUGUUUUUUUCUCAGACAUUCUGUGAAAGAGAAGGUCUGAAUGAGGUUGUGGUUCCAAUACCUUCAUGGUUAACAAGAACCAAAGAAUCUGUCACAGAUGAUCCUCAAAAGUUCUCAACAGAACUGUCUAUAAUUUAUGAGUACUCUCCGUUUAAAACCGAAGCUGAAUUGAUGCAGCAAUUUGAUGUGAUCUACGGGAAGUGUGGAACUUUGCUGGUUGUUUAUAACUUGAAGCUUCUGCUUAGUGGAGAGCCUGAGUUGGAUGUUAAAACUGACAAGGAAGAUAUACUGAUGGCGGGAGCUCUUGAGGAUUUUCCAGAGAGAUGGUCAUUCAGAGCCUACACAUCUGUUCUGUAUUUUGACCCUUGGAUGAGAAUUUUCAUUCAGGCCAAAAGAGUUCAAACAAAAUACCUAUGUUAUUGCCUCUACAGACCAAGAAAGUAUCUGUAUGUCACAUCAUCUUUUAAAGGGACAUUUAAAAAUGAAGUUAAAAAGGCAGAAGAAGCAGUAAAGAUAGCUGAACUCACACUGAAAGAAGUACAAAUUGAAACAAACAACUCUGACAGAACUUCCUUGUCUUCUCCUGCCAAGGAUGUAUUACAAAAAGCUUCGGAAGAUGUAAAAGCAAAGCAUAAGAUUCUUCAAGAGAAACGAAGAGAAUUAAAAAAAGCAAGGACACUCUCCCUGUUCUUUGGAGUGAACAUAGAAAACCAAAGCCAAGCUGGGAUGUUCAUUUACAGUAAUAACCGCUUGAUCAAAAUGCAUGAGAAAGUGGGCCCACAACUAAAACUGAAGUCCUUACUUGGUGCAGGUGUGGUUGGCAUUGUUAAUAUACCCCUGGAGAUCAUGGAACCAUCCCAUAAUAAACAGGAAUUUCUCAAUGUCCAAGAGUAUAAUCAUCUUCUAAAAGUCAUGGGACAGUACUUGGUCCAGUACUGUAAGGACACCGGGAUCAGUAAUAGAAGUCUGACAUUGUUUUGGAAUGAAUUUGGAUAUGCAAAUAAUGAUGUGGAGAGAUCUUUAGAUUCUGUUCGGUAUCACAGAAGACAAGCCAUGGCCAUCCCAUUCAUCAUUCAGUGUGAUCUUUGCCUUAAAUGGAGAGUCUUGCCUUCCUCUACUCAUUACCAGGAGAAAGAAUCUUUUGACAUCUGGAUUUGUGCUAAUAACCCUAAUCUCCAGGAAAACAGUUGUUGUCAGAUGGAACGUCUGCCUUCCAUCCCUCUGGGCACUAUGAACACAGUACCACCAUCAAAAACUGAGAAAGAGAAGCAACUUCGAGAGUCAGUCCAAAGGUAUCAGAAUCGACUGGCAGAACAGCCUCGACAGCCUCAGUUUAUACCAACAAGUAGGAUCACUGAGUUCACUACCACCUGCCAAACUUCAGCACCUAAGGGAAAUAAGAAAACUCAGAGAAUCAGGCCUUCUGGUGAUGACUUGAAGCAUGAGUCUCUUUCAUCCUUUGAGCUUUCAGUCAGCAGUGGAGGCUGGAAAAAUAGCACAGAGGAGUCGGACUCCAGUGUAGAAUGUAUUUCAGAGACUAAAAUCAUGAUGAAGUCUAUGCAGAAGAGAGUGAAGCCUCAACAGCAGAGACAUGCAGCAACCCUGCUGGAAAAUGUCAGCCUAGCUGAGAGAUCCCAGGCCUCUUCUUGGGAAAUGAAGAGGAAACAGAGUCAAAACCCUGUGCAGAAAUGUAAAGUUUUGAUUGAAGUUGAAACCAGCAACAGCAAUUUGGAUAUAAUCCAGAUUUUAGAUGAAAAUGACACUGAUGUUUUAUUGAAAGAAGAAAAAAAGGAAGUUUCUUUUAUGAAAAAAGAAAAACAAGAGCUGUGCAGUGAAACUUCAGAAAUAAAGAGAAGCUCUUCAUCACCUAACCGGGAAAGUUUGUUUUCGCCCAGUAUGCCAGUGGAAGAUUUAAAUCCAAGAUCUGGAUAUAAAGCCAGAGUUUCUGUGAGUGGUGUUUGUAAAGUUGCUUCUUCACUGACAGAAUCUUCUCAAAGCACAUCUGUCAAGGAAACAGUAAGAAAACUGACAUCUAAUUUAAGGGAGAUUCUUCUGUAUUUCUUUCCUGAGUAUCAGCUACCAUCAGAAUUUGGCCACAGAUCUCUAGAGGAACUUACAGCGAGCUCUGAGCUGGAGCAGUGCCCAGAGCAGACAAACAAAAAGCUGAAAAUGUGUUUCGACCAGAUCCAGAAUGUUUACAUGGUCCAAUAUGAAAAAAAUCUCAGGAGAAAAAUGCAGUCCAUUAUCUUCGAUGCAAACAGAAGAGGAGUGCUUAAUGAGGUAUCUCUGGGACAAUGUGAAAAGAAAAGAAAAGCUGCUGAAGACAACCUGAAUGAUCUCCGUGCGAAACUGGCAGUGUUACUGCAGAAACUUCAGCUGGGUGGUCCAGCAGGAGACCUGGAGCAGAUUGACAGUUAUUUAGAAGCUUUGCUUAAAGAAGAUAAUCUCCUUUUUCAUAAUGCUUUAAAUAAAGGGACUACAGAUUCAGGACAUAGUCUUCCUUCAGAAAAAAAGGAAAGUACUUCUUACACUUAAAAGUCAGAGAGGACAUCUCAUUUUUUUAAAUGCUAAUAAGAAAAAAAAAGGAAGAUUCUUUAAAAAAAAACUUCUCUGUACUUGUUAUUGUAAAGUUCAUCUUGUUUAACACUAAGAAAGUUGUAUUUAGAAAUAAAGACUGAUUUGGUUUUUAUAUUUCCCAGUCUGUUCCCUGACUCUUCCUUUUCUUUGAGAAACCAUUUCCAGAGUUCUCUAAUUCCCACGUGAGCUACUAAGAAAGAUGGAAAUGUCGUUUAGGCCUAAAUUUUGUUUUCAUUAAAAGGAUUGUAUAAAUCUG
Molecule: messenger RNA, 3281 nt
Organism: Camelus dromedarius (Arabian camel)
Lineage: Eukaryota; Metazoa; Chordata; Mammalia; Artiodactyla; Camelidae
Gene: MORC1
Product: MORC family CW-type zinc finger 1
Cellular component (GO): nucleus
Molecular function (GO): zinc ion binding
Source: RefSeq, a predicted model, not a curated record